AUGGGUAAUUCUCUGAUCUCUCUUCUCCCAAUCUUCCACUUGUUGGUGUUAUUAGGAUCAUCAGUGAAUGCUUAUUGGCCACCAUCACCUGGUUAUUGGCCAAGCUCCAAGGUUGGCUCCUUGAGCUUCUUCAAAGGUUUUAAGAAUCUUUGGGGUCCUCAGCAUCAGAGAAUGGACCAAAAUGCCCUCACCAUCUGGCUUGAUAGAACUUCGGGGAGUGGGUUCAAGUCAGUGAAGCCAUUCAGAUCAGGCUACUUUGGAGCAAACAUCAAACUCCAACCUGGUUACACUGCUGGGGUCAUCACAUCUCUCUACCUAUCUAAUAGUGAGGCACAUCCAGGAUUCCAUGAUGAGGUGGACAUAGAAUUUUUGGGGACAACAUUUGGGAAGCCUUACACACUUCAGACAAAUGUGUACAUCAGAGGAAGUGGUGAUAACAAAAUCAUUGGUCGUGAGAUGAAGUUUCGCUUGUGGUUUGAUCCCACUUCAGGAUUUCACCAUUACGCUAUUCUUUGGAACCCUAGAGAAAUCAUAUUUCUGGUGGAUGAUAUUCCCAUAAGAAGAUACCCAAAGAAGAGUGCGGCUACAUUUCCUUUAAGACCAAUGUGGCUUUAUGGUUCCAUAUGGGACGCUUCUUCUUGGGCAACCGAAGAUGGUAAAUACAAAGCCGACUAUAAAUAUCAACCUUUUACUGCCCAAUACACCAAUUUUAAAGCGAUGGGUUGCACGGCCUACUCAUCAGCACGGUGCCAUCCGCUCUCGGCUUCACCAUACCGUUCUGGCGGGUUAACUGGACAGCAAUACCAAGCCAUGAGAUGGGUUCAAACACAUAAUAUGGUAUACAAUUAUUGCAAAGAUUAUAAGCGUGACCAUUCUCUAACGCCGGAAUGUUGGCGUUAG
Messenger RNA from Microthlaspi erraticum, 900 nucleotides. NCBI's taxonomy places the organism in Eukaryota, Viridiplantae, Streptophyta, Magnoliopsida, Brassicales, Brassicaceae. The record is from the annotation of a GenBank genome assembly.